Molecule: messenger RNA, 942 nt
Organism: Nicrophorus vespilloides
Lineage: Eukaryota; Metazoa; Arthropoda; Insecta; Coleoptera; Silphidae
Product: transmembrane protein 35
Exons: 3
Coding region: 296-763 (155 amino acids)
Biological process (GO): chaperone-mediated protein complex assembly; positive regulation of protein localization to cell surface
Cellular component (GO): endoplasmic reticulum
Source: RefSeq, a predicted model, not a curated record
AGGGAGGCAGUGGCGUCGCGACGCUCUGGCUAUGUCUAUUGAUUUUCGUCAGAGCGUCACACGAAUUCACGAUGGCCAGAACAUUGUGCCGCCGAUCCGACGAACCAAACAAAAUUUAACCAAAACACAAACAAACAAACAAAAAACACGACCUGUAAUGUUGUGAUCGAGUGAUCUACAAGCGAUAGCACACUAACAACAAAAUCAAAACGAAAUAAAAAUAGUUUGCAGUUUUAAGUUGAUCCACCUUUUUUCCAUUGCAUCAAUCUGUGGCCGGAAGUGAACGCAAAUCGAAAUGGGUUCGAUCGUUCUGAAGUCGCUAUCUGUAUUGCUUGGGCUGUUCUUCAUCUUCGUAGGCUUCAUCAAGCUAUCUAGCUACGUGUCCAAGGAUCUGCACAAGGAUUUGCGGAAGGAGUACGUGAAGUAUGCGAAGGUGUUUCCAUUCUCUGAGAUGCUGGAUUUCAAGGUACCAAGCAAAUGGUACAGACGGACUGUUGGGACGCUGGAGAUUAUCUGCGGCCUCGCGAUGGCUUUUAUUCCAAAUCAUAAAGUGAGAAACUGCGCCAACGUAUGCCUUCUCUUAUUGACAUUGAUGGCAGUGUAUUCGCAUUAUAUGGUGGCGGAUAAACUGGAACGAACUGCCCCGGCCCUAGUAUUCCUCUUUAUGUUAUCAGGCCGAUUAGUGGUCUAUUGGCAAAUCAGUCGAAGGCAGACUGAACAAGUUGAAGCCGCCCAGGCGAACGGCGGCUUCAAGCAGGAAUAAUAGCAAUAAACAUGAAUUUCCUCGCACAUUCACAUUCUCACUCAUGAUUUACAGAAUAAAUAUAAAUCUUAUGUCCUCGUGUUUAUUGUGACGUAAAUUGUGCCCUCACUUUGAAAAAGACGAAGAAGAAAAAAACGAAGUUCAAAAAAUGAAGUAUCUAUAAACACGUGUUUGUUUUU